Molecule: messenger RNA, 1972 nt
Organism: Microcebus murinus (gray mouse lemur)
Lineage: Eukaryota; Metazoa; Chordata; Mammalia; Primates; Cheirogaleidae
Source: RefSeq, a predicted model, not a curated record
UCCCUUGCGGGAGACAGGCCUCCUCAGGCCAGCAGGCAGAACCUUCUCUCUUUCGCAGGGACCAGGGCCUUGGCGGGUGUUGGCUUAAUCCCAGCUCUCUGCGUCUUUCGGGCUCGAGGCCUCGUCUGUCCUGCCUGGGUGUUGAGACCCAGCCGGGAGUUCCAGGCCUUCCGCGUCAUCCUGGUGUCAGGCCACCCCCCGCCUGGGGCCACCAGAUGCCAACUUAGGCUUCCUUCCAUUAAAUAUCCUCUUUGUUCCUGGCAGCCGAUGAUUUCCUGUUCUUUUCUGAAGCUCACCUGUGUGCUUAUUAAUGCAGUGUGUUUUGCCCAGCAGUUCUGGGUGUUUUGAAGUGGAGUGUGGCAGUAACAGAGGCUCACUGUGUUGCUGGAACUGCAAGCCCUCUGGCUGUCAUUGCAGUGGCAGGACGUGGAGACAGGCCUUGAGGAGUUGGGGGUAGGGGUCAGUCGGGGGGUGUCCAGGCCCUCGGCCCUGCCCGCCAGGGCCUCUCCAAGUGGACUCCGAGUAACGCGUUGGUGGAUGAGGUUCUGCGUGUGGCCACAGCAGCACUGGAAGGAAAGCCACCAGCCCAGAGUCCCCUCCCCAGCCCUGAACCCUCUUCGUCUUGCAGAAGAAGCACUUCCUGAGAAGGAGAAAAUCCUGGACAAGCUGGAGCUGAGCUUGAUCCACAGCAGAGGGGACAGCGGCGACCUCAGGCCAGAUGACACCAAGGCUGAGGAGAAGGAGCUCAUCGACACACAGCAAAAUGGGGACAAAGAGGAAAAUGAGGAGGGGCAGAAAGAGGACAAGAACGGGAAGUUCAAAUUCAUGUUCAACAUUGCAGAUGGGGGCUUCACAGAGCUGCACACGCUGUGGCAGAACGAGGAGCGUGCGGCGGUGUCCUCGGGGAAAAUCUACGACAUCUGGCACCGGCGCCAUGACUACUGGCUGCUGGCCGGCAUCGUGACGCACGGCUACGCCCGCUGGCAGGACAUCCAGAACGACCCGAGGUACAUGAUCCUCAACGAGCCCUUCAAGUCCGAGAUCCACAAGGGCAACUACCUGGAGAUGAAGAACAAGUUCCUGGCCCGCAGGUUCAAGCUGCUGGAGCAGGCGCUGGUCAUUGAGGAGCAGCUCCGGAGGGCGGCGUACCUCAACAUGACCCAGGACCCCAACCACCCAGCCAUGGCCCUCAACGCCCGCCUGGCCGAGGUGGAGUGCCUUGCCGAGAGCCACCAGCACCUGUCCAAGGAGUCCCUUGCCGGGAACAAGCCUGCCAAUGCCGUCUUGCACAAGGUCCUGAACCAGCUGGAGGAGCUGCUGAGCGACAUGAAGGCGGACGUGACCCGCCUGCCCUCCAUGCUGUCCCGCAUCCCCCCGGUGGCCGCCCGCCUGCAGAUGUCAGAGCGCAGCAUCCUGAGCCGCCUGACCAACCGGGCCGGCGACCCCACCAUCCAGCAGGGCGCUUUCGGCUCCUCCCAGAUGUACAACAAUAACUUUGGGCCCAACUUCCGGGGCCCUGGACCGGGAGGGAUUGUCAACUACAACCAGAUGCCCCUGGGGCCCUAUGUGACCGAUAUCUAGCCGUCCCCGCGAGGCCCCUCUGUCGCAGCGCUCCUUCCCAGCAGAGCUGAGCUUGCCGGGCCGCCCGCCCGGCUCCCACAGGAGAGAAAAGCUGCCGCCUUUUUAGGAGCCGGUGCCACCUUGGGACAAAAAGGGAAACCGAGUAACGCCAUCACGUGGAGGACGAGGCCCAGCUCGGCUGGGCAGAGCCCAGAAGUGCCGCCUCAUCGUGGUUCAAAUGUUCUUCCACACAGUGUCACCCACAGCCACGCCGGACGUGUCCCCUCACCACCUUUUCCAGAACGACUUCUUAGAAGAGAUUUCAUUUAUUUGUACGUCUUUUGCACUUUCCUGUUGAAGACUUGAACAAGUUUGUCUUGAUAAAAGUCGGAUGCCGUGUGGAAGCUUCUGA